AUGAGAACGACCCUGUUUGUCGCCGGCUUUGGCUCCCGAACGCGUGCAAGAGACUUGGCAUACGAGUUUGAAAGAUAUGGUCGUCUUGUACGUUGUGAUAUCCCUGCACCCAAGAGCUACUCCUCCAAGCCUUAUGCUUUUGUAGAGUUUGAAGAUCCCCGUGAUGCUGAGGAUGCUUUUAAUGAGAUGCAUGGAAGACGUAUCGAUGGCUAUACAAUCAGCGUACAGUGGGCUCGUAACGCACCAAGUGCAUCGUGGCGCUAUGACAGAGGCUCGCCUGGCCGCCGUCCUCGUUCGCCAAGCCCACGUCGUUACAGCAGAUCGUAUGGCGCACCUGUCCCUCGUGGCCGCAGCCGUUCGCGCAGCCCUUACUACCGUGGUGGUGGCGGCGCAGGCCGCUCCCCAUCUCCCCGCGGACGCUCGCCUCCUCCUUAUGACCGUCGCUACGAUUCGCGCUCGCGCUCGCCUCCUAGAUAUACUGAUGAACGUUAUCCUCCCGCCGCCGAACUUGCCACCCGCGACUCACGUUCCCGCUCUCCUGUCCCUGAGAAACGACGCGCCGACUCGCGUUCGCCCUCGCCUCGAUCCCGCAGCCCUGCUGAACAGUAA
This is a messenger RNA of Zychaea mexicana, 609 nucleotides long. RefSeq lists its product as uncharacterized. Gene Ontology annotation, molecular function: RNA binding. The transcript has 4 exons. The coding region runs from base 1 to 609 and encodes 202 amino acids. The record is from RefSeq and is a predicted model, not a curated record. Lineage: Eukaryota; Fungi; Mucoromycota; Mucoromycetes; Mucorales; Lichtheimiaceae. Gene Ontology annotation, cellular component: nuclear speck. Gene Ontology annotation, biological process: mRNA splicing, via spliceosome.